This is a messenger RNA of Lycium ferocissimum, 1216 nucleotides long. Its product is annotated as binding partner of ACD11 1. The coding region runs from base 178 to 951 and encodes 257 amino acids. Gene Ontology annotation, molecular function: RNA binding. The record is from RefSeq and is a predicted model, not a curated record. The transcript has 5 exons. NCBI's taxonomy places the organism in Eukaryota, Viridiplantae, Streptophyta, Magnoliopsida, Solanales, Solanaceae.
GGUAACUUUUGGCCAAUAGUUAAGCCCUUCAAAAGGUAGCAGGCAAAACAGGUGGCCACUCAUAAAUACAGUUAAAAAAGAAUUACCUUUUGCUUUAAUCUCUCUGUUCCGCUUUGACCAUCUGUUCAGUAUCAGGUUAAGUUACCUUUACUUGGGAUUUGAACCGUGUCUAUAUCCAUGUAUUUGGGUCAUCACACAGCAGAAGUCACUAAUCUUUCUCCGGAAGCUACAGAGAAAGAUGUCUAUGAAUUUUUUUAUCACUGUGGUGAAAUUGAGCAAGUAGAGAUCAUCAGAUUGAGUGAACAUGCUUCUGUAGCCUAUGUUACAUUCAAGGAUACUUAUGCACUGGAAAUUGCUGUGUUACUCAGUGGAUCCACUAUAUUAGAUCAAUGUGUUCGUAUCUCUUGCUUGGAAGUUCCACUAGAUGAAGCCAAUCCUUGGAAUAGCUAUAUACAUAAGAUGGAGAAUGGAAGCAGCUCUGCGCAGCUCAACCAUACAAAUCAGUUUGUGUCAACUCCUGGAGAAGCUGUGACCGUGGCACAGCAGGUAGUUGUAACCAUGAUAGUGAAGGGAUAUCAACUAAGUAAGGAUGCGCUGACCAAAGCCAAAGCUUUUGAUGAGUCUCAUCAGCUCUCAUCUACUGCAGCAGCAAAGGUGGCAGAUCUCAGCAAGAGAGUUGGGCUUACUGAUAAAAUUCAGUCUGGCAUGGAGACUGUUAAAUGUGUGGACGAGAAGUACCAUCUUUCUGAGGUUACUAAGUCCGCUGCAUCUUAUACAGGGAAAACAGCCGUAGCUGCUGCGACUGCUGUUGUUAACAGUAGUUACUUCUCCAAGGGAGCUCUUUGGGUUUCAGAUGUUCUGAAUCGGGCUGCCAAGGUCGUUGCUGACUUGGGUAAUAAUGGGGUAAAAAAAGAAACAGUUCCUAUGGAAAUGGACCAAAUUGGUAAAUAAGGCUGACACAAUGUUUGCCCACAUGGAAUUGUGCAAAGGUGUAAGCUUUUCAUGGGGACAUGAAUGUGAAUAUGAACAAAUUUAGGUAGUUGAAGCAAUCUGUGGUGUUGAAUGGGAGGGUGCAACAUGGUUUAAUCAAUUUGAUUUCCUUAUGGGAGUACAAUGUAAGUAAUAGGCUUGACUGGAUUGCAUGUUGAUCAUACAUGUCAUGUUUUUCAGCGGGCUGGUAUUUAAUCAUUAGUUAAUGAGACGUGUUAUUGACAAA